UCCUACACAAGAGUCCGUCCGUCCAUUGUGUCUCUCUCCCUGAGCAAUAAAAAAAUGAAGCUCCUCCAAACCCAAUCCUCCGCUCUCUUCAACCUCCUCCCAUCUCCGAAUUUCACGAAACCCAUCGACAAACGCGGCUUCGUCACUCCAAAACGAUACCCAUCUCCUCCUAUCUCCCUCCGAUGCUCCGUUUCCACCGCUUCAGACACUCCGUCGACGGCCACCAACCAUCACCUCUCCGCUUCGAGCCACAAGCCCUUCCCGGCGGAGGUUUCGAGGAGCAUCAUGGAGCUUUCCUCCGUCGGAACUCUCUCCACCUUGACCCACGACGGCUGGCCCCUCGGCGUCGGAGUUCGCUUCGCCGUUGAACAAGAUGGCACCCCUGUUCUUUGCCUCAAUCGCACUUUCUCUCCCGACAAAAGGUCUUCCCUUCAUGUUCAGUUGGAGCAAUGUGGAUUGAGGACUCCUCAGUGUACGAUUCAAGGUAGCAUUGCUCGACCUGGAGACGAUAAUGCUCUAAAGCGUGUUAGUGCUACAUGGAGGAAAAAGUUUGGGGAAGAAGUUGAGGAAGACAGUUUAUAUGUUGUAGCAGUUGACCGUGUACUCCAAAUUGAAGACUUCAUGGAGGAUGGUGUUUGGGUGGCGUCAUCACAUUAUAAAAAAGCGAGUCCUGAUCCUCUCCGUGAUGUUGCAGAAGACAUUGUCAACCAGAUUAAUGCCAACAACAUGGAGGACAUCUUCCGUUUCUGCAACGUAUACGUUGAUCUGGACUUUGUGGUGUCAGAGACAAAGAUGAUAUGGAUGGAUAGGCUUGGAUUCGACCUUCGAGUAUGGUCUCCACGAGGUGUAUAUGAUGUCAGGAUACCGUUUCCAAUGGACGUAACAGAUGAAAAGGGAGCAAAAUCAUCGUUUAAUGGAAUGUCACAGCUUGCUUGGGAAGUAGAGAAAAGCUAUUGUCCUGCAGAUUUCAACAAGGUUAAGCUACUGAAGCAAGUAGUUACAUCAUCACACAAGGGAGGACAGUAACGAUACUAUUGACUUCUUUUUGUUGUUUACCAGUUAGAUGCCAAAAUUGGGAAAUGGCUCUCUGUUGUAUCUCUUGGAAUAAGUAUAUGUUCUGAGUAAUAGGGCCGUGUGCUCACCUAAUAUAUUUUGUUUCAGUUUUCCUC
Molecule: messenger RNA, 1169 nt
Organism: Brassica oleracea var. oleracea
Lineage: Eukaryota; Viridiplantae; Streptophyta; Magnoliopsida; Brassicales; Brassicaceae
Product: glutamyl-tRNA reductase-binding protein, chloroplastic
Exons: 5
Coding region: 55-1026 (323 amino acids)
Cellular component (GO): chloroplast
Source: RefSeq, a predicted model, not a curated record